Nerophis lumbriciformis (worm pipefish) is the source of this 6751-nucleotide messenger RNA. RefSeq names its product N-deacetylase/N-sulfotransferase (heparan glucosaminyl) 3 (gene ndst3). NCBI's taxonomy places the organism in Eukaryota, Metazoa, Chordata, Actinopteri, Syngnathiformes, Syngnathidae. Gene Ontology annotation, molecular function: heparan sulfate N-sulfotransferase activity; deacetylase activity; hydrolase activity. Gene Ontology annotation, cellular component: Golgi apparatus. The record is from RefSeq and is a predicted model, not a curated record.
GAAGAAGGCGCGCCGCCGACACCGGAGCCCCCUCGGAGCACCGACACAAUCAGCGGUCCUUCCUCGCAACGCCUACCCGCGCGGCGGUGCCUCAUGCUCGGCGAGAGAUGAGUGCUCCUGGCAGCAAGUCUCAUUUGCUGCUCCUUCAGAGAAAGGCUUUGGUGCAAUUAGGGGAGGAUCUUUGAUUAGUGGCGCACCUCCCCUCGCAUUAAGCAGCUGUUGUUUAUGUGCGUGUUGGACAACCCAACAGAUGUGACUUCACGCCAUUCCCCCCCCCCCGCUGCAGAUAUUGAUCACCGUGCAAGUGAAGACCACACCUUUUGGCCCGGUGGUCGCCUGCCAUGGUCACAUGACACACCCCUGAGCGGUCCGUAGAAAGAGAGACAUCUCCCGGCCGGCCCGCCAUGACGGUGGCCGUGCGGUUUCGCCGCCACCUACGGCGGCUCCUCCUCCUGCUGGCCUCCUGCUGUGUGCUCUCCUUGCUCCUCUCCGCCUACUUCCUCUUCACCAACGCCACGCCGUCCAUGCAAAUAGGACAAUCCUCGGAGGCCGCUUGCUCGCAGCCUCUCUCCAUGUCGCCGUACCGCCGACCGCCCUACCCCUUCCCCCCGAAUGCGCCGCACACGCAGGUCCACACCGAGCCGGCGGUGCUGGUGCUGGUGGAGUCCCAGUACUCUCAGCUGGGUCAGGACAUCGUGGCUAUUUUGGAGUCGGCGCACUUCAAGUUCCGCAUGGAAAUAGCUUCAGGGAAGGGUGACCUCCCGCCGCUGACUGAGAAGGGCCGCGGACGAUAUUCACUCAUCAUUUAUGAGAAUCUCCUCAAGUAUGCACAGGCGGACACGUGGAACAGGCAGCUGUUGCAUCAGUACUGCGGCCAGUUCAGGGUGGGCAUCAUCGGCUUCUACCGCUCCACCGAGACCUCGCCGCCUCUGUUCAAACUCAGAAACUUCCCGCUGGUGCUGAGGACCAAUCAGGCCCUCUGGGACUGCUGCGUCGUGUCCGGCUCUCCCAUCCUCCACCUCACAAAGCCGGGCACCGACCGAGGGGCCUUACCCAGCGAGGACUGGACCUCCUUCUCCUCCAAUCACUCCACCUACCAGGCGGUGCUACACGCCCGGCCUAAAGACGGCUCGGGGUCGGCCACUGGCCAUUUGGGGCCUGGCUUCAGCCUGAGCCUGCAGGCCACUGUAGUCCAGGACUUGGGGCUCUAUGACGGGGUGAGGAGAGUGUUUUUUGGCCAGGGACUUAACUACUGGCUUCACAAACUGGUCUUAGUGGACGCCAUCUCCUACCUCACUGACAGGAAGCUGACUUUGGGCCUCGACCGACACCUUCUGGUGGAUAUUGAUGACAUAUUCGUGGGCAAGGAAGGGACUCGUAUGAACGUCAAGGAUGUCAAGGCGCUGCUGGAUACACAAAGACAACUGCGCUCUCACAUUUCCAACUUCACCUUCAACCUGGGCUUCUCCGGAAAGUUCUAUCACACAGGCACUGUGGAGGAGGAUGAGGGAGACGAUUUACUGCUAAAGUACGUGGAUGAGUUCUGGUGGUUCCCUCACAUGUGGAGUCACAUGCAGCCUCACCUCUUCCACAACCAGUCCUCUCUGCUGGACCAGAUGGUGCUCAACAAGGACUUUGCUCUGCAACACAACAUUCCAGUGGACAUGGGCUACGCUGUGGCCCCCCACCACUCGGGGGUCUACCCGGUCCACCUGCAGCUCUACGAGGCCUGGAGACAGGUGUGGAGCAUCCAGGUGACUAGCACUGAGGAGUACCCGCACCUCAAGCCAGCCCGCUACCGCAAGGGUUUCAUUCACAGCAACAUCAAGGUGUUGCCUCGUCAGACGUGUGGACUGUUCACUCACACCAUCUACUACAAGGAGUAUCCUGGCGGGCCUAAAGAACUCGACAGAAGCAUCCGAGGAGGAGAGCUCUUCCUCACCGUGCUGCUCAACCCUAUCAGUAUAUUCAUGACUCACCUGUCCAACUACGGCAAUGACCGCCUGGGUCUCUACACCUUUGUCCACUUGGCUUCCUUCCUCGGCUCGUGGACUAAUUUGAGGCUGCACACCCUGCCCCCCGCCCAGCUGGCCCACAGGUACUUCCAGAUGUUUCCGGAGCAGAGAGACCCCCUGUGGCAGAAUCCUUGUGACGACAAGCGACAUAAAGACAUCUGGUCUAAGGAGAAGACCUGCGACAGGCUGCCCAAGUUCUUGGUGGUUGGACCACAGAAAACAGGGACCACCGCACUUUAUCUCUUCCUCCUCAUGCACCCGUCCAUCUCCAGCAACUUCCCCAGUCCCAAAACUUACGAGGAGGUUCAGUUCUUCAACACCAACAACUACCACAAAGGCAUCGACUGGUACAUGGACUUCUUCCCUGUGCCCUCCAACGUCAGCACGGACUUCCUGUUUGAGAAAAGUGCCAACUACUUCCCCUCCGAGGAGUCCCCGCGGCGUUCUGCAGCUCUGCUGCCCAAGGCCAGGAUCAUCACCUUGCUCAUCAACCCCUCGGAUCGAGCCUACAGCUGGUACCAGCAUCAGCGAGCUCACGAGGACCACGCAGCUCUUCGCUUUACCUUCUACGAUGUCAUCAGCGCCAAAUCCGGCGUUCCGGCCGAGCUGCGUUCCCUGCAGAACCGCUGUUUGAUCCCCGGCCUGUACGCCACGCACCUGGACAGGUGGCUGGCACACUACCCCGCUAACCAGGUGAUGAUCAUAGACGGCCAUCAGCUGAGAGCCGACCCUGCUGCUGUCAUGGAUGAAGUCCAGAAGUUUCUGGGAGUCACGCCUCAUUUGAACUAUUCGCAGGCACUCACGUUUGACCCUCAGAAGGGCUUCUGGUGCCAGCUCCUGGAGGGAGGCAAGACAAAGUGCUUGGGGAAGAGCAAAGGGCGAAAGUACCCCCCCAUGGAGCCAGAGGCCCGUGCAUUCCUGUCCAGGUUCUACAGGGAACACAACGUAGAACUGUCCAAGCUGCUGCAUCGCCUGGGACAGCCUCUGCCCUCCUGGCUGAGGGAGGAGCUGCAGAAGGUUAGAUAACCUUUGCAUCCAUGAGCCGGGGUUAAUGGCCAAAGGUCAAACAGGGCGAGCUAACCGGGAAGGUCCGACGCACUCUCCGGUGGUGGACUCCCCCUACCCACCCACCACCCACCCCACCCCCGAGUGGGAAGGGCCUUGUUUUCAGGCCUGAGGGCAGAGAAGCGACAGAAGAGACAAACGCAGCUCCCAAGGACUUUCUUUGACUGCACUCUGACAGCGCUGGUCAGCUGUCAUCAACACUUUUGCACAAACAUUCCUUUACUUUCUUAUCUUCUUGCCACGGCCAGCAUGUGAGGAUGGAACCUGCUCAGCCUCCUCGCUCUUAAAGUCCGCCCACAACACACGGACAAGCAGGAGAAGACCUCCAUGGCGUCGGUGCUGAAGGCGGAGAAGAAGUAGAAGAAGUAGACGUCCAUGGCGUCAGUCCUGAAGGCAGAGAAGAAGUAGACGUCCAUGGUGUUGGUGCUGAAGGCAGAGAAGAAGUAGAAAAAGACCUCCAUGGCGUCGGUCCUGAAGGCAGAGAAGAAGUAGACGUCCAUGGCGUCGGUCCUGAAGGCAGAGAAGAAGUAGACGUCCAUGGCGUCGGUGAUGAAGGCAGAGAAGAAGUAGACGUCUAUGGUGUCAGUCCUGAAGGCAGAGAAGAAGUAGAAGAAGACCUCCAUGGCGUCGGUCCUGAAGGCAGAGAAGAAGUAGACGUCCAUGGCGUCGGUGCUGAAGGCAGAGAAGAAGUAGACGUCCAUAGCGUCGGUGCUGAAGGCAGAGAAGAAGUAGACAUCCAUGGCGUCGGUGCUGAAGGCAGCAGACGCAGCAAAGCCAAGCGAGCAGAAGCAGCCCAUGUGACAUUCCUAGCUUUUCCUUCUUUUCUGUUCCUGUGGGACGUCUGAAGUGUGAAGUGUGAAGUCAGGGGUGUCCAAAGUCCGAGCAUGCGGGGGCCGUUUUGAUAUUUUUCAUUUUUAAAACCAUGACAUGUUUUUUGUUUUUUUACCUUUUCUGCUGCUCAGGGUCUCAGUCAUAAAAAUGUUCAAAGUCAUAUUUGAACAUUUAUGGCAAAAACAAAGAAAUAUGCAAUAUUUCCCCCAAAAAGAUUGUAAAAGUGUAAUUUGAUGUGGAGCAUUUAUGGCCUUCAAUAAGUCAAUCAUUCAUAACAACAUUGACUUCAAUUCAUCUUUCUUUUCUGAUCAAUGACAGUUUAAGAAAAAUGACACUAAAAUUGUUGGGUCCCAUCAUAAAAGUCUUAAAAAGGAGCCAUCCUGUAUUUGACUUUGAAAGCUACUGAAAUGUGAUGUUCUUAUUUAAAGGUCCAUUCUAUGUGUCAUACUUCAUCAUUUGGCGAUAUUGACAUAUUUUUGCUGAAAGGAUUUAGUAGAGAACAUCCACCAUAAAGUUGGCAACUUUUGGUGUCUGAUAAAAAAGCCUUGCCUGUAGCAGACGAGUAGCGUGACGUCACAGCUUGUGGAGCUCCUCACAUCCAAACAUUGUUUACAAUCAUGGCCACCAGCAGCCAGAGACAUUCGGACCGAGAAAGCCACGAUUAAUUUGAGCGAGGAUGAAAGAUUUGUGGAUGAGGAAAGUGAGAGUGAAGGACUAGAAGGCAGUGGAAGAUGCUGUGAGACCUGAUAUUCAGCUGGGAAUGACUAAAACAGUAAAUAAACACAAGGCAUAUACACUCUUAGAAAUAAGGGUUCUAAAAGGGUUCUUCUACAAGGGCUGAGGUUCUAACUGGAACCAUUUGCUUCUGAAAAACCCUUUCCCGAAGAAAGGGUUUUUCAAGGGUUCUUGGUAACGCUAAUGGUUCCAGUAAGAACCAUUUUGAUCCAGAGAACCCUUUAAAACCCCUUUUCUGAAUAAUUGGUUUUAAAAGGGUUCUCACUAACACUAAGGGUUCCAGUAAGAACUAUUUUGAUCCAGAGAACCGUUUUUGGAAGAAAGAGUUCUUCAGGGAUUGUUGAAAGCAUGGGCAAGAUCCUGUGUCACCAGGGACAUACUUCCUGAUAACAUUUGCCAAUAAUGGUGCCUAUCUUUAAAUAAAUGUUUUUCUCAUUCAAAUGUUUGUUCAAUGUCAACAUGAUAAAUGACCACAAUAUAAUAUGAACUAAACUGAUCUGUAGAAUACAAUAUGGUUCUUUAUAGAACCCUCAGAAGACAAGACGGUUAUCGGUGAAAACCUUUGAAAAGGGAUGUUUUUAGAACCCCCUGUGUCAGGUCUAGAUGAAACCCUUGAAACAUGAAAGAGUUCUUUGUGGAACUCCCUGUGUGGGUUCUAGAUGAAACCCUUGAAACAUGAAAGGGUUCUUAGUGGAACUCCCUGCAUGGGUUCUAGAUGAAACCCUUGACAAACAAAAGGGUUCUUAGUGGAACUCCCUGUGUGGGUUCUAGAUGAAACCCUGGAAAUACGAAAGGGUUCUUAGUGGAACUCCCUGCGUGGGUUCUAGAUGAAAGUCUUGAAAUACAAAAGGGUUCUUAGUGGAACUCCCUGUGUGGGUUCUAGAUGAAACCCUUGAAACAUGAAAGGGUUCUUAGUGGAACUCCCUGCGUGGGUUCUUUGUAGAACCUCUCAUGGGGGGUUCUGGGUGGAACCUUACACACACAGUUCUAGGUAGAACCCUCCAAAAGGGUUCCAGGUGGAACCUUUAUAAAAAGGUUUUACCUGGAGCCAAAAAGGGUUCUCCUAUGAGGACGAGCCGAAGAACCUUAUAUGGUUCUACUUAGCACUUUUAUUUCUAAGAGUGUAUAUACUCUAUUAGCCACAACACAACCAGGCUUAUAUUUAAUAUGCCACAAAUUAAUCCCGCAUAACAAACAUCUCCCCCCUCCCGUCCAUAUAACCCGCCAAUACAACUCAAACACCUGCACAACACACUCAAUCCCACAGCCCAAAGUACCGUUCACCUCCCCAAAGUUCAUACAGCACAUAUAUUUCCCCAAAGUUACGUACGUGACAUGCACAUAGCGGCACGCACGUACGGGCAAGCCAUCAAAUGUUUGGAAGCGUACUCACGGUACCGUGUCUGUGUAUCCAACUCAAAGUCCUCCUGGUAAGAGUCUCUGUUGUCCCAGUUCUCCACAGGCCAAUGGUAAAGCUUGACUGUCAUCUUCCGGGAAUGUAAACAAUGAAACACCGGCUGUGUUUGUGUUGCUGCAGUCGGCCGCAAUACACCGCUUCCCACCUACAGCUUUCUUCUUUGCUGUCUCCAUUGUUCAUUGAACACAUUGCAAAAGAUUCACCAACACAGAUGUCCACAAUACUGUGGAAUUUUGCCAUGAAAACAGACGACUUAAUAGCUGGCCACCAUGCUGUCCCAAAACGUCCUCCACAACCUGUGACGUCACGCGCUGACGUCAUCAUACCGAGAUGUUUUCAGCAGGAUAUUUCGCGUGAAAUUUAAAAUUGCACUUUAGUUGCAUGUGUUGCAAUGUUAAGAUUUCAUCAUUGAUGUAUAAAGUAUCAGACUAGUAGUGACUUUCAGUAGGCCUUGAAGUCUCUGGAUCAACUUCCAAUCUAUUAACUUUGUAUGUUUUAUGCCCUUUUUGUCAGGAAAAACAUGUUUUAUCAAGUCAACAAUUAUAAAAAAACAAACAAAAAAAAAAGAUUAAUUCAUCAUCAUUUUUGUGAGCAAUGAAAGUUUUUAAAAAAAUGACACUAAAAUUUUAGGGGAUCCAAAAGAGUCCCAUCAUAAAAGUGUUCAAAACAAGUCUUUUUUUUUUUUUUU